Messenger RNA from Gambusia affinis (western mosquitofish), 9686 nucleotides. RefSeq names its product tensin 1a (gene tns1a). The transcript has 34 exons. The record is from RefSeq and is a predicted model, not a curated record. Gene Ontology annotation, molecular function: protein binding. Gene Ontology annotation, biological process: fibroblast migration. The coding region runs from base 529 to 5655 and encodes 1708 amino acids. NCBI's taxonomy places the organism in Eukaryota, Metazoa, Chordata, Actinopteri, Cyprinodontiformes, Poeciliidae.
AACACAUUUGCCAGGACAGCGUUACAUGCAGGCGAGCGUAUGUAUGUGUGUGAGAGGGGGAAAAGUGAGUGAGGGUAUGCCAGCGUAGGUGUAGCGGUGUCGUCGAUCAGCAGCGGGCUCUUCGCAUUAUGCAGCCGACGGUACUGAUCACACUUUGAGGACUGACUCAUCCAGACCAGGCUGAGAAGACGAAUGGAUGAACAGACAGGGAGACAUUUUUUAGCUCAAAAAAUGCUCCAGGUCCUCCAAGAUCGUUCAAAGGUCUAGUCCUUUUCAGGGAUUGCUGGUAGCCCCCCUUGUUUCCUUACAAAUUGGAAUUGCAGACAGACAUCCAAAAUUUCCAAAACCUCCUGAAAGGAACAUAAAUCCUCAAUCAUUGUCUGACUCAGACACUUCAUAUUUGCUCCAGGGACUAGGACAAGAGGAUCUCCUGUCUUUCCAUAGUCUUGAAGACGGUUGCAGGAUCCUUUGCCAGUGCAGAGAGUGGGAGAUAAGAAGGCUGGCAGACAAGACGGGACAGACACAGGCAUGGCUCGCCUCAACUGGUGCCUGGCUGCUGUCAUUAGCUGGGGCAAGUUCCUCUUUGCCUGUUUCUUUCCUCUGCGAGGAGCCAAGCGAAACAAGCCCGACGAGCUGGAGGGCGUCCACACACACACCUUCAAGCUGAAGCCCUUCAAGAAGGCAAAGAGUUGUGAUAUAUGCAAGCAGGCCAUCACUAAGGAGGGUCUCAUCUGCAAAGCAUGCCGCCUGUCCUGCCAUAAAAAGUGUGAAGUGAAGGUCACCACAUCAUGUCAGACAGCGACCAGCUGUGAGCCGCCUCCCACUCCACAGCUGCCGCUAAAGCAUGUAGAUACACCGGGAUCUACAAGGUCCUGCAGAAGUGUGGAGGUUCUGAGAAAGCAGUCAGGCGCGCUUCAGGCCAUGGAGGAGAGCUAUGAGGUGGACCUGGUCUACAUCACCGAGAGGAUCAUCUCCCUCUCCUUCCCCGCCGCGGCCGACGAGCGCAGCUACGCCAACAACCUCAAAGAGGUGGCCACCAUGCUGCGGUCCAAGCACGGCGAACACUACCUGGUGCUCAAUCUGAGCGAGCAGCGGAACGACCUAACCAAGUUAAACCACAAGGUCCUGGAGUUCGGCUGGCCGGAUCAUCACGCUCCGGCGCUGGACAAGAUCUGCAGCAUGUGCAAAACCAUGGACACGUGGCUGAGCGGAGACCAGCGCAACGUCGUGCUGCUGCACAACAAGGGGAAUCGAGGCCGAACAGGCGUAGUGGUGGCUGCAUACAUGCACUACAGCAACAUAUCUGCAAGUGCUGACCAGGCGCUCGACAGGUUUGCCAUGAGGCGAUUCUACGAGGACAAAGCUCUUCCUGUCGGUCAGCCGUCACAGAGAAGGUAUGUGCAGUACUUCAACGGCCUCCUGUCUGGACACAUCAAGAUCAACAACAAGCCACUCUUCCUGCAUCAUGUCAUCAUGCACGGCAUACCCAACUUUGAAUCCAAAGGCGGUGAGUUCCCCAGCCAAAGGUCUGCAGGAGAGACGCAGCUUGCCGGCGCGUCUCACUCGUCUUGUUGCCGCUUCCCGACAGGAUGUCGGCCGUUCUUGAAGAUCUACCAGGCGAUGCAGCCGGUCUACACAUCCGGAAUCUACAAUGUGCAGGGAGACAGCAACACCAGUAUCUGCAUCACCAUAGAACCUGGACUGCUUCUGAAAGGAGACAUCCUGCUGAAGUGUUACCAUAAGAGAUACAGGAACCCGACCAGAGACGUGAUGUUCAGGGUCCAGUUCCACACUUGUGCCAUCCACGACCUUGGGGUCGUUUUUGGGAAGUCGGAGCUUGAUGAGACCUUCAAAGAUGAAAGGUUUCCAGAGUACGGGAAGGUGGAGUUUGUUUUCUCCUACGGACCAGAAAAAAUCAGAGGUCUGGACCACUUGGAGAACGGGCCAAGUGUUUCUGUGGACUACAACACCCAGGACCCCCUGAUCCGCUGGGACUCAUACGAGAGCUUCAGCCAUCCCAGUGAGGACGCAGUGGACACCGAGAACGACAUUGGUCAUACUCAAGGUCCACUUGAUGGAAGUCUUUAUGCCCGGGUCCGGAAGAAAGACUCCCUGGAGGGAGUUGUUACCAUUAAUGGCCUUCCAGUCCUUGAAAACCCCUUGACGAAUACAGAGGGCUCAUUGCAGCAAUCUAACCAUCACCUCCAAAAGACUGAGCAGUCCCUUCCAGUGGCAGGCCACACCUCCCUUCCUGCCGUAGAUCAUACCCUUUCUGUGAGCAGUGACUCAGGAAACUCUACCGCAUCAAUCAAGACUGAUCGAACUGAUGAGCACAGCCAUUCCUUGCACACAGCUGCAGGUCACAACAACUCAACUACACCCCACCCAACACUUAGCCCCCAGGAGAAACGAGAACUAGACCAGCUUCUUAGUGGCCUUGAGCCACCAACUCAGCGCCAGGCUUACUUGUCCACAUCUACCAGUCCAGGGGGAGGGGUUCGACACCUGGUUCCAGCGCAGGUGCAUGUCAACGGGGGCCAUACCAGGAUUCUUAGGGCACCCUCAAUAGAGGAGCGUGAAACUGAUAUCCUUGACGACGAGCUUCCUAUUAGUCAAGAGGGCAACAGCGUUGAUAGCUUGGGUACACUCUCAUCUUUAGAGGGUCAGGCAACGCCAGCGAGCCUCUACUACCAAUCACAGACACCUGUUGGUGGCCAGAACGACGGGCCGUACCUUGAGAGAAACGCUCUUGGGGAAAAGCUGAACGAAAUGCCUGUACAUGGAGUGCGAACUCCUACAGCAAUGCAGGAGAGGUCCGUAGAUUCACCAUCACCGCAGGUGGGGUACAACAACUACCAAAAUGGAGGAGGAAUGUACCAUUCACAGUCCAUUGGGAUUCAGCCACCCAGCAGCCCUGAGACCAACCCUAAAAUGAUGCCCAAAGCCCCGGAAAGGAGUACCAGUAGUCGAGAGGCAGUUCAAAGAGGUCUUAACCAUUGGCACCAGCAUAGUCUUCCAGAUGAUCCCUUUGGGCCUCCUCCUCAGUCAACCCACAGCCUCCCUCAUUUCCCAACCUCUGCCUCACAGCGAGACAUUGAACAGUCCAUAGAGGCACUUAACAUGCUAAUGCUUGAUCUAGAUCCAAUCAACUCGCACAUGUCUAAGUCCCACAGUGCACCACCUGGAGAUAACACCCUCAGUUCAUCCCAGAUACCAUUCUCUCAGACCCUGGCUAGGCCAUCCUACCAAGGGGAUUCUGCCAUCCAUGGCUACAACAACUUGGGGUCAAUGAACAGCACCUCUCAUCAGCGGCAACCUGGGAGGGUCCCAGCAGUGCCAAACCAGAGUCCCGUCACGGAGUCUCCAACAUAUUCACCCCAAAGGUCCAACACUGGUUACCCAUACCAAAACACCACCCCAACACACACCCCUGAGCCCUACCUCCACACACGCCAAGCAACCCAUCACUAUCCCAUUGAUACUUCCGCUAAUCUCAACCAGCAGUCUCCCCAGAAACUAAUAAACUCAACAAGCAGAGUUUCACACUCCCCAGACCUACAGGGGUCAUCGCCCUACCCAGGAUACAGCACCUCUUCUUCUCCUCUUCCUACCCUCACACCCCAACCCAAGGAAAUGUCUUCUUCUCCCUUGCCAAGAGAGCAAGAUGCAGAGGAGGAGACUCUGAACUUGGAAGGCCUGGUUGCUCACCGUAUCGCUGAGUACAACGCUCGUAUUCGGGGCAUCAGUGAAAGCAUGACAUCCCAACAAUCUGACCGCCAUCGCUCCUAUUCCUUCUCUGGAGUUCGUUCCAGAGGAAUGACCCCAGAGGUGACGCAGGAGACGGGCAGGCGCCGGACCACGAGCGAGGGACACUACCAGUGUGGUCAUGACAACGUCUCGGCAUCUCAUUCGCCGGAUUUCGCCAACAACCUGGCUCUGAAUCCAGGUGGAAGACCCAGAGAGGGUCUUAUGCACAGUUACCGGGAAGCAUUUGAGGAUGAUGAGAUUGGUCGCCAUGGAAAUAGUUCCUCUUUUGAAAGCAGUGCUCGAUCUACUCCAGGUUUGACGAAGACGCCUCUGUCUGCUCUGGGACUAAAACCUCAUCAACAAGGUGGAUCAGACUCUGAUUGUAAUAAUGCACAGCAAGAUGAUCGCAGCGCCGGGGACUCGAGACCACAACCGUUCCCAGCUCCUCUGUCCUUCAGCAGUCCUGUCCACACCACUGACGGAAGGAGGACUGGUUCUUCAGACAGCGCCCCCCACAGUCCCGCCUCCCCCUACACCAAUAGGCCCGCGUCCCCUGAGGGCUCCCAGGUCAACAUCAUGGGUGUGCACACGGUCCCCGGCAGCCCCAACACCCUCCACCGCACAGUGGCCACCAACACGCCUCCCAGCCCUGCCCUUCAAAAGCGCCUAGGUCAAGCCAGCCCCUCCCUGACCAGACACCAGCCCCCAUCCAGCCCUCUGAUAGGCAGAAACACUAAAACUGCAGCCGCCGCCGUCCCCCCGAGUCCACUGAUGGGGCGCCGCACGGCGUCGAGCGGCCGCAGCACACCCGAUGAGCUGGGGGCCGCCUCUCGCCAGGGGAGCGCCCAGCCGCCUCCCACCCCGGCCUUCCCCGUCUCCCCACAGCUUCCAGAGAAGAGACACAUGUCCAGCGGAGACGCAGAGAGGACAGACAACAGGAACCUGACGCCAGCCAGCGGUGGCAGCACGCCAAACCUUUCCGGCACACACGCCCUGCCAGACGUCUCCAAGUCCAUCUAUGAUGGUUAUCCAGACAUUAAGAUGAAUGUUAAGUUUGUCCAGGACACUUCGAGGUUCUGGUACAAGCCAGAUAUCUCCAGAGAACAAGCCAUUAGUCUGUUAAAGGACAGGGAGCCAGGGGCAUUCAUCAUUCGGGACAGCCACUCUUUCCGUGGAGCCUACGGUCUGGCCAUGAAGGUGGCCUGCCCCCCACCAACUGUCCAGCAAAACAAAAAAGCUGCCGACAUGACCAACGAGCUGGUGAGGCACUUCCUGAUUGAGACCAGCCCCAAAGGCGUUCGCCUGAAAGGUUGCCCCAAUGAACCCUAUUUUGGAUGUCUCUCUGCUCUGGUGUACCAACAUGCAAUGACUCCUCUGGCUCUACCCUGCAAGCUGAUGAUCCCCACCAAAGAUCCAAAUGAAGAGGCGCUGGAACUUGCUACACCCACUGAUCCAGUUGUUGAGCUUCUCAAACAGGGAGCUGUUCAGAAGGUUCCUGAGGAAGCCUAUGCAUGUAAUGUUCUCUUCAUCAACUCCGUGGACAUGGAGUCACUCACGGGGCCUCAGGCCAUUGCCAAGGCCAUUAGUCAGACACUGGCAACCAACCCACUCCCAGCGGCCACCACUGUCCACUUCAAGGUGUCCAUGCAGGGCAUCACCCUCACUGACAGCCAGAGAAAAAUUUUCUUCCGGCGACAUUAUCCUCUUAACACAGUUACAUACUGUGAUUUGGACCCCCAAGACAGAAAAUGGGUAAAAGAAGGAGGUGGAUCAGUAAGGCUUUUUGGGUUCGUUGCGAGGAAACAAGGAAGCACAACGGACAAUGUCAGCCAUCUGUUUGCUGAGCUGGACCCAGACCAGCCGGCCUCGGCCAUCGUCAGCUUUGUCUCCAAGACGAUGAAGCGGUGAAACCCUGAAACGUCAAACGGCAGUAGGCCGGGUUGCAAUCUUCCAUCAUCGUUGGCGUCUUUUUUAAAAGGACUCAACGUUGUCCUAUUUUUAUUUUUUUUUUAUUCCCGGUUUGUUUUCUUUGUUCUCGCCUUCUCUUUUUUCCCCUGUCUGCCUUGCUGGUGUGUCUUUCUCGGGAGCCGUCUCCAGCCGGAGGCGUCGGCACAGAGUGGAGCUAGCGGACGUGUGGAGUGGAGCUGAGCACGCGACAGGAACGCGACGUUGUAACGUUGAGUGACGGGAACAUGUAAGAACUUGUGGAUUUUUUUUGUGGAUUUUUUUAAAUUCCCCCGCCCCCCGUUCGUUUUGUUGAUUUACCAAAGGUAGUUGCAAUACAAGUGCAAGAAUGAUGUAGCUAGUAAGCCAUUAAUAUUUUUCUCUUUUUAAAAGAUGAAGUGAAACAAAAGACAAACAAAACGAGAAGAAAGAUUCUUCAGGAAAAAAAAAAAGAGGGUGGAAAAAAAAAAAAAACUUUCUGAAGUCGUUAUGCAUGUUAGCUUGAUCUUUAAAGCUCGGUUCUUCUACUUUCCACAAAAAAACGUAAAUGUGAACAACUUAGAGGUCAUUUUACGGGUCUGCUGUGUGUUGGAAAGGGCUUCGCAGUGAAACAACUGAUCUAAACUGCAUAGCAGACCUCAUCUACUUAAAAAAAAAAAACAAACAAAAAAAAAAACACAACCUUUAGGGCCAUUUUGUGUCGGUGCAAACCCAUGCUCGCUUUCUUUCAGCAUCCAGUCCUUUAAAAUAAAAGAACUGCUGUAGAAGCUCCAGCCUGAAAUCAUCAAGCCGCCUAAAGACGUGCAGACAGUCUGUCCACAAGAUGGCGCCACUGCUCCUUCCUUACAGACUUCCUCCAUCAGCACCUGCUUUGCAGUAACUGAUCUGUUUGUAAGACGCUGCCACAGAAACACACUGGAAACCACCGGGAACCGGCCCAAUGACCUGGACCUAUGCACUGUUCUUUAUGCAUGUUAUUGUCCCAAAAUGCACCUCCGUCAUAACUCCGUUUACCGUCACUGAGAACAUUCUUUGCCAUGCGUGUGCAAUUUAAAAAAAAAAAAAAAUGGGAUAAAGAAAUAUCUACCUUUAGACAAGAGUUAAACUUGUCAAAACCUGCAUGAAAUAGACAUUUUUUAGUCUUUUCAGAGUUCUGAAAAUUUGACAGAUUACUGAAGUAGCUAUUCUGAUGGCAAGUUUAUAUAUUUAUUUUUUUAUUACAUUUUUCUUUUUCUUUUUUUUUUUUCAUCCUGUUCUGUUCCGUUUGUGUAUUUCCUGUUGUUAUUGGUUCAUGUAAGCAAUAAGUUCUGAUUUUUAUUUUCUGUUACAGAGUCCUCCCACGUUUAACUAUUCAGGACCUUUUGAGACAAACAUUUUUAAAAUAUUUAUACAUUUUUGUCUGCUGAGAACAGAACUAGGCUGAACUAUAUGGACCCAGAACGGUUUUGGGUUUCUCUUUGUGAUUUGCGCUGCAAAAUUUGACAUUUUAGUACCUCAUAGAACAAAACAAACGAAAAAGCUAAAUGAAAUCAUUCAUUUUCUUUUCUUCCUUUGUAGUCACGUCUUUCUGAUUAUCAGGGAAUUCGACUUUUGCUCCUUUCAUAAAUGUUCAUUUCAUGUUUCACAUUUGAAGCAAAAAGGAUGCUGACAAAAAAAAAAGACAAAAUGUUCAGCAAAUAUUCUGAUUUUCUCCAGUUCUUUUUUUAAAUCAUUUUUUUGUGGAAACACUGCUGUUUGUUUCACGGUGUUGCAAAAAAAAAGAAAAGUUUUUUGGCACAUUUUGGGAAAUAUUUGAGAAGUGACGUACUCCAAAGUUUUUAUUUUUUAUUUUCUCUCUCUUUUUUUCUUUUUUUGUUGGUCCAUUUUAGCCUCAAUCCCUUCCGAGUGACAACCAGAGUUCAGGUCUCGUAUCUCCAGCUCUGGUGUCGUCACGUCGUCCCGUCAGCACAACGUGAGACGGGCUCACCUAUUUUCUGUUCAACCCCAAAUUUGUGUUCGUUACAAAAAAAAAAAACCUGAGAGGUUUUAACGAUUUUUAACGAUUUAACGAUUUUCUUUUGGAACAAAAGACAGGAAAAAAAAAAUACUGAAUACAUGCUUAAUCAUUACUAACUUAAAAAGUGUCUUUUUAUUUUUGUGUUUUUGAGUCAUAAUAGUUUCUCAUUGGAACUUGUUCUGUUUUUGCUAUGUAACUUUACAGUGUUUCAAUCAUUUCAUUUCAAUACUUUUGAGGACAAAGGGAGAAAAACCUACAAAAUAUCAAGAUUACUUUUCAUAAGGAGACAAAUUUUAUUUAAUUUUGUUGUUUUCACCUAUUUUUUAUUUUAUUCUUUCAAGCUGUAGAGCAGAAAGGAGGGUUAAAAACUAGCGUUAAAGCCCGCUCGUUGAACACACAUUCAACUCGGUUGUCGUUGAUUUGAGCCAGGUUUCCUUUUGGUAAGAACAGUGUAGUGCAAAGUGAGUUUCUUCACUUUUAAGCGUCGUCAGAUUUCACGUUUAGCUACCUUCUGGAACGACAGAGGAAAAACAACACACUGUGCGCAACACCUGCUUGCUGACCCACAUGCACUCACAAUAAGCUAAUGAAAAAAAAUUGAUACUGGUAUAAAUGUACAUAGAUAUACUUCUUUGAACGGUGACAUAGCGAAAAAGUAUUUAUUUUUAUUGCUUUGUUCCCUCAUGAUUACUAAUAUAUAGAUAUAUUGUACAGUCUCGAUAAAGACAAAAUGGGUUGAGAAAAAAAAAACUUAUUUUGGCUAAUGAUUUCAAAGUCUGAGGAUUUUGAGAUGUGUUUGAAUAUAUGGUGUACAUUACUUUGUACAUGUACGUUUCUUUUUCGGCUCAUUGUAUUAUUGUUAUUUUUUAAUUUUUUUUCCGUUUUGCUUUCUCUCAGAAAAGAGGCGGGGCAUGAAUGAGCUAAAGUUGCAUGGACAGAAGCUGAUGAGCGUUUUCUUGCGUGCAGAUGCAUUUGUAGAGUUUAGAUAUUUUUUUGUUUGUUUGUUUGUUUUUUCAAGAAAAAAAAAGAAAAAAAAAAGAGGAAGUUCAGAAGCCAGACCUCACUGCAAUAUGUACUCAUGCUGGUUCCAUUUAUCAUUUUGCCAAAGAUUGCAUUUCUUCGUGCCGCUUCGUUUUAUACCAAAUGGCUUUUCUGUUUCCGAUUUCUUCAAUUGAAUUUGCGGACGUUUCCCAACAGGAGAGGACACACACAAGUGUUAUGGGACGUACAGUUGACUCACUCUACUACGAAUGUUUUAUUUUUAUUAUUUUUUUCCCCAUUUGUUUGUACUGAGGUCUCAGCGCUCCAAAAAUGUGUCCGCCUCCAUCGCCUGUGGAGGGGGGAAAAAAAACAACAAAAAAAAACGAGCCUGCUGUGCAUCGGAGGAGCACAAACACACAAAUGUCCACAAUAGAGAGGAGUGGCGUAAAUUUCGUAUGGGUGUCAGUGCUGGAGGUAAAUAAAGUCCGAAGUGUCUCACGGCGAUGCUAAAACCUCCACAGCUGCAGCUUUGUCCGACUGCCAAAGGUCUCUUUUGAGAGUCAGCGGAUUAUUUAUUCUUAUUUAUUCUUUCAGUUCGCGUUUGUGUCACUUUCCUUUUUGAAGCGAUGGCGAUUUUUCGGAAUGUACAAUGGCGCGGAGGGGGGUUACACCGGGCUUGAUUUGAGAACUAACAAGCUUCUUCCCAUCUGUAGCCAUUUGGAAAGAAAAAAAUAAUAAUAAAAUGCCAUAAUUAAAUGUUGCCUAAAUGAAUAUUUAUAUUGAAUUGCAUUGUACCUGUUGGCUUUGAGUCAAGAGUUACCUUAUGUAAUAAAAAAAAAAUUAAAAAAAGAUUGUUUGACCUCUUGACAAAUGGCAUUUGUCUGUUGUAUGAAUGUGUUGCAGAGGAUGUACAAAAGAGUCUCAGAUUUUGUUGCUCUUGUCAUUUACAUUAUACUGUCAUGGCUUACCUGUUCCGAAUGAGAAAAAAAAAAGACAUUAAAGCAAUACAGAUCAGUUA